Messenger RNA from Prorocentrum cordatum, 849 nucleotides. NCBI's taxonomy places the organism in Eukaryota, Dinophyceae, Prorocentrales, Prorocentraceae. The record is from the annotation of a GenBank genome assembly.
GCAGAGAAGCUGUCGAGCUACCGCUUCGAGGUGGCCAUGUUCGUGAAGAGCAUCAGGCUGAGCGACCGCUACGUCUGUGGUCCACAGUUGGUUCGGGCGCUUGGGCCGCGGGUUCGGAACGCCGUGGAGAGCUGCCCGUCCAUCAACGACGUGGACCGUGUGGACGAGGACGGAAGACUGGUCGGCUGGGAGACAGUGUUCAACUACGUGCUGGACAAGUUGGACUACGCCAGCCUGAACGACACAGGCCUACUGGCAGAGGAGUUCUUCCUGGAGAUCGCGCGCAACUCCGGCGAGACCUUCCAGGACUGGGCCGCUAGGUUCGAGAAGAAGGAGAGAGAGCUGCUGACGCAGCUGCAGGCGAUCGACCCGGACGUCAAGGAAGUGAUUGCCAAACCGCUCCGUACAUGGUGGUUCUUGAGGAAGUCCAGGCUCGCGCCCGUACUACGAGGUGAGGUGGCGGCGACCGCCGGGGGGGAUUUCAACUUUGCGAAGACCUACAAGACCCUGUUGACACGCUUCCCGGCGGAGUCCUUGGCGGAUCUAGACGGCAAGACCAAGAGGGAGCGGGCCCUGUGCGAGAACGACGCCGACGACGACGAGCACGAGACUGGUGGGGAAAUGGAGGAAAUCUACGAGAUGGUCGAGCAGCUGAUCAACUUCGCAGACGCGGACGACGACGACGACGAAGAGGCUGCCGACCUGGAGGCGGACAACGAGGUGUUCGCGCAGUUCCGCCAGGCCGGGCGAAGUCUCAAGGAGGGCGACUUCGGGGUCCUGGCAAAGGUCGAGGACGUGGACAAGAUCGACGAGUACGGUUCGAGGGGACACGCGGCCUCUCCAAGAUGA